CCUAUACAUACCUAUCCGUUAUAUGUCAUAAGUUUGGUAGGAAGAGUCAAUGUACGUUACCUAUAUACACCAAUCCAGUAUGGCAUUAGCGAAAGAUUGAAGUGGAAACGUGAAAAUCCCGACGUAAAUAUGAGUGUUGAUGAAGAAAGGUCUCCUGGCAGUACUACUAGUGAAACGGAACUCAACACACCACGAACACCGUUGUACGAGCAGUCUAAAUCAUUAUGGGGACGUGUGAAGAUGUUACCUAUACAGAUUCAGCGUCAGCUGCUGGACCAGUACCGCGAUCCAUUCACCGUGGAAGUCCGUGACCAGCUAGCGGACCUUAUAGAAGAUCUGCCAUUGAGUGAAGUGAACGAAGAGAAUUCAGGAAACGUAGAAGAUGAAGGAUUUGCCAAUCAGAUGUUAGAAUCCUUGUUAAAUGAUCUCAGGAGCUCAAUUCGUAAAACAACCGAGUUCGUCCUGAAAACAAAACUUCGGGAUUCUGAACAUAAAAUCAGACAAAGAUACACGGGGAAUGCACUGGAGUUUGUCAAGUUAGUGAAAAGCUACCUGUCGCAGGAGGAGCGUGCAGUGGCUCAGGCAGAAAAUGCUACAUCUGAGAAUGGAGGUGACACUCAGUAUCACCGCCAGCUGGAUGUCAUUCAGAGGAUUGAACGUUUACAGAGUAGAACCCAAGUAACACAGAACUAUCUGCAAACACUGGAUGAAAAGUUCAAACAGUUUAAUAUCACGCGUCAGAAGCUUAACCAGGUUAAAGGCCAAACACAGCAGAUUGAGAACCAGCUCCAUAAUGUGCAGAAUUCUAUUACGAAUAUGGCUCCUGAUGCAUACCAACAAAACCUUGUGUUAUGUAUGAACCAGAGGUCCAGUCUAACCCAGAGGACACAGGAAAUCAACCAUACCAUAAAAGAUAUGGUCACACAGCUCGUACAGAUAAGACGAGAUUUUAUAGAGAAUUUUCAUCAGACACGCUGUGAACUUGAGGUUCUCCAAAAACUGGUCAAUCAGGAAGUGUUGUCAUGGAAACAGCAACAGAGGUUAGCAGGUAACGGAGUCGAGUUUGACCUCCGAGCACUGGCCACCAUACAGAACUGGUUUGAAGGCUUGGCUGACUUGACAUGGAAAAAUCGAAAUCAGAUUUCCCAGAUGGAGUCCUUUGGACAAGACUUUCCCAUUGAUGUUCCUCACGGUAUACAGGACAUGGUGGCCAGCUCGAGCAGUUCUGUUAACAGUAUCCUCGCUAACAUUGUCAGAAGCGCCUUUAUAGUGGAAUGCCAGCCUCCACAGAUACUGAAGGUCAACAAUAAGUUCACAGCCAAAGUGAGGCUCCUACUUGGUAACAAACUGAAAACUUACAUGGAUCCUCGAAAGGUUACAGCAGUUCUCAUAAGUGAGCGCCAGUUGAGUCGCCUGCAGGAAUCUGAAAGUCCACACCUAUUUAAAGAGACAUCUGGUAAACUUCUAAAUGACAAUGGGCGCAUGGAGUACAACGAAACGACACAAGAACAUAGUGUUUCACUGAAGAGUAUGCAACUCCAGAAAAUUAGCCGAGCUGAUAGAAAGCAGAAUGUGACGGAAGAGAAAUUCUGUAUCGUAUUUAAGUCAACAUUCCAGAUUGGAAACCAAGAACAAUUUGUUUGGACAAACUCUAAUCCUAUAGUUGUGAUCGUCCAUGGCAGCCAGGAAUGCCGAGCCAUGGCGACAAUCAUGUGGGACAACCAGUUUGCAUUGGCAGACAGGCAGAUGUUUGAAGUGCCAGAACUUGUUCCCUGGCCUCUAAUGUGCGAGUUACUCAGUUGUAAGUUUGAGCAAAUGACACAACGUGGACUGUCGAAGGAUGAUCUCGACUAUCUGGCACACAAGAUCUUUCAGGGAAGCCGUGAUGUAGAUGAUUACUCACCAUACAGUAUCACAUGGGCACAGUUUGUCAAGGAUAAUCUUCAACUUGCAUCUGGGACUGUCAGCUUUACUUUCUGGGAUUGGUUUUACAGCAUCCUGAAGCUGACAGCGAAACACCUGAGGGAACUGUGGCAGGACGGUUGUAUUGUGGGAUUCAUUAGUCGGUCUAAGGCAGAGCAGCAACUGCUUAGUGUGGCCAACGGGAACUUUCUGUUACGCUUCAGUGAAUCUGAGUUGGGUGGUGUCACUGUUGGCUGGGUAGAUAAUGUUACACAGCAACAAAACGCCAGUGCUAAGGUUGAAGUGACAAGGGAGGCAAACUUUGCGCAGCCUUAUGAGGGAGAAGACUUUACUGUCAAGAGUCUUGCUGAAAGGAUCAAAGAUGUGGACAAACUUGUUUACCUUUAUCCAAACAUACCAAAGGAACAGGCAUUUAAAAAAUAUUGGCUUCCAUUCCCAGGACGAAAUUCAAGAAAACCACAUAAUCCCCGCUACAAGCACAUAGGAACUUUGAUUCAAGAUAUCAUUGCCGUACCAACACCGAACAGCAGGGCGUCUCGGAAACGAGAGAAAACCACUGAUACUGAUGAAGGGAUGGCAACAGAAGCGACAGCGGACAGUGGGAUUAAGCGAGAAACGACUUGGCCAGUGGAGGACAUGUCUGGGUUUGGAUCUGAGUAUGACCAUACACUCAAUGUUGAACAGAUAAUGAAUGCAAUGGAUAUUGCUCAUGUCUCCUCCCCUGGUUCCAUAUCGAUUGAUGCGUUUGAUGAUCUCAUCAGUGAGGAUAACGAUAGCUUGUUGGUAUAAAUACUACAGCUGAAUUUCAGUGAGAUAUCAAGUAUCAGUGUUUCAAAGUGUAUCAAGUAUAAUCUUUGAAUUCUACAUUCCUGAAUAACUUUGAUGCUUGAUAUCGACUGUUUGGGAAAUUUAGCAGUAAACGAUAAUUGUACCCGAAAUAUGCCCAAGAUGUCAGUUUAAGGAGAGAACUCAUUUUUUGGACUCAAGUGUAGCUUUUGCUGUUGCAGAGAUUAUGAAACAUAUUGUUUCUUGUAUUACUCGUAUUUCAAAAAACAAUUCGUAUUAGUAUUUUAUCCUUGAAUAUAGUGAAAACAAUUGAAUAUUCUUUAAAAUAACGACUUUGAUAGUAUGCAAUAGUUGCGAAAUAUCUACCGAAAGAUGUUAGUUGUUACAUUGAUAAGUAAGUAUACAAUUCAUAGUAACCGGUAAGUGGUAUAGAGCGUACGUAGGAUUAAAGAUGACCAUUAAGAUUGGUUAGCUUUACCAACACAAAGAAUUGGCAGGAACGUACAAGUGUAUGAUGUAUAUCAUUAUAGGGCCUGGGAUUAACAAAAUACUUUGGUACACUUUCAUAUCAAAUAGAUUUCAAGUUUAUUAAACCCUUCUUAUGCAAAAUAUUUGAAAACUUAAUUAACAUAAAAAUUAAACGUGAUAAAGAGACGCAAUGGUUGGACAUUUUCCUCCGGACAUUUGCUUUAAGGCAAGCAUUGGAAUAUUUGAAAUAAGACUGCUGACAACAUUAUUAAAGUGUUGUGAAUGUGUUUGUGCUGAAAAUAUCACGUUUAACAUACUUUUAAAUGUUAUAACACUUCUUAAUGAUUUGAGUCCCUUUUAUACAAGUUGAAUGCACUUCAUCAUUUUCAUUGUGAAAAUUGUCACAUUUUGGAACUAUUUCUGGUACAUUGCAUUAAUAAACUUUUAAAAAGUUGACACACACUGACUCGUAUACAGUCUCACCAACGAUACCAACCAAAUUCAAAAAUAUGGAUACAUUUUUCUUAUGCAAAGUGUUCACAUUAUACUAGAGGAACGAUCCGUGUUAUUUUUUAAUUUGAAAAUGGCAAUGUUAUCUGAUUUUUAUGUCGUGUGCACUAGAAUAUACAAAUAUAUAUUUUAAAUGACACUUCCAUUAUUUUUUCCAACUGGUAGACGUUUAAGACACGGUGGGCACUACACGUGAUGAGUUUUACGUCAUAGUUUAUUUUUCGAUUCAUACAACGUUGUUAAUUUUGCGUAUUUCAAAGCUGUACAUUGUAGAUAAACAUAUGUUGAAUACACUGUAAAUUCAUUGUGAAUCUAAACUGAAUAAUGAGAUUAUGAUUUUUGUUAAAUUUUUCAAUGAAUGAAAAUAUGUUGCAACAUC
Pecten maximus is the source of this 4066-nucleotide messenger RNA. RefSeq names its product signal transducer and activator of transcription 5A-like. Gene Ontology annotation, biological process: defense response; regulation of cell population proliferation; cell surface receptor signaling pathway via JAK-STAT. Lineage: Eukaryota; Metazoa; Mollusca; Bivalvia; Pectinida; Pectinidae. The record is from RefSeq and is a predicted model, not a curated record. The coding region runs from base 130 to 2712 and encodes 860 amino acids. The transcript has 24 exons. Gene Ontology annotation, molecular function: DNA-binding transcription factor activity, RNA polymerase II-specific; RNA polymerase II cis-regulatory region sequence-specific DNA binding.